AUGGUGGUCUUCGUUAACGCAAAGAUCAAGUCUUUCAUUAAACUUUUCAAGAGGAAAACGGUUUCCAAUCUCGAUGAGGAGAGCAGAUGGACGGUCCACUACACUGCCCCAUGGCACCAGCAGGAGAACGUGUUCCUUCCCACCACAAGGCCUCCCUGUGUGGAGGACCUGCACCGCCAGGCCAAGCUGAACCUCAAAUCUGUGCUGAGGGAAUGUGACAAGCUGCGGCGAGAUGGUUACCGGAGCUCUCAGUACUAUUCUCAGGGACCCACCUUUUCCACCCACUCCAGCCCGCUCUGUGACGAUUAUCAAGAUGAGGACGAAGAAGCAGAUCCAAAGUGUUCUGUCUCGUCAUCAGAAGAGGAGAGAGUCAUUUCCAUCAGAAGACCUAAAACUCCAACCUCAAGUGACUUCGACCUUAAUACUCACACGAACUGGACCAAGUCCCUUCCGUUGCCAACCCCCGAAGAGAAGAUGCGGCAGCAAGCCCAGAUAGUCCAAGCUGAUGUGGUUCCUAUUAACGUAACUGGGGAGAAUUUCGAUCGCCAGGCCAGCCUUCGGCGGUCUCUCAUUUACACAGACACUCUGGUAAGACGACCGAAGAAAGUCAAAAGGAGAAAGACUAUUACAGGAAUCCCUGACAGCAUACAGAAGGAGCUAGCAUCAGGCACUGGCCAAGAGGAUGUUGGGGGUCACGCGAUGUAUAUGCCAGACCACUACUCCACACUAGGGAGGCUCAACAGCCUUCGGUCUUCGGGGCCCCGCUCGGAAACCAGAGACUCCAGCUGCCAGACGGAGGAAGUACGCGUGGUGCCUCCUUCCAUGCGAAGAAUCCGGGCUCAGAAGGGGCACGGCAUCGCGGCCCAGAUGAGCCACCUCUCAGGCUCCUCUGGGAACAUGUCGGUGCUGAGCGACUCCGCUGGCGUCGUGCUGCCUUCUCGCCUCCACAGCGACGCUGGUUUCCACAGCCUUCCGCGCUCUGGCGCCAGGGCAAGCCUGCAGGCCUUGGAGCCAAGGCUGGGUGCCUUGGGCCCCACAGAAGAUUCAGAUGGCACCUUCUCCUACCAGAGGGGUCACCCACACAUCGAUGAAGCCUUAAAGCAUGCAGGGGGAGCCUCGGGGACACUCCUGAGGCCCAGAUCCCAGGAGCUGAGGCACUUUGAGGGCGAGAACGGAACCACCCCAGCAUGCGUGGUUUCCCCUCAUGCUACCUACUCCACCAGCAUCAUUCCAAAUGCCACGCUGUCGUCCUCCUCAGAGGUCAUUCUUAUCCACACUGCUCAGAGUUUAGGGUCCCUGGACAGUAAAAAUACCAGCUCACCCUCGUAUGCAAAGACCAGGCCCAGAGACCACCGUUUCUCCCGGCACGUGGUAAGAGAAGGCUAUCAGGCUCCCAGCGGCCACUGGGAUAAGAGUCCCCCCACUGUCCUUUCACAGGCUGCCUUAGACACCAGCACCCCUGAUGCUGACACCCUGUUGUCCCUCUGUGAAUCCGCAGCCCCUCAGAAUCCCCCAGCAGGUAUGGAGAACGGGGUCCAAGCUGGAGCAUACGCUUGUCAAAACAACCUGAGCUUCCCAAGCCACCCCCUGGAUGUGGACGGGAAGAGCGAGUCCAGUUAUGGUGGGGGACCCGCACCAGGCAGCCCUGAGUCCUGGGGCUCCCGUGACCCAGCUACUGGGAGGGUGUCCCCCCAGAAGGCCCCAUGUGCCACACCGGGCUGCUCCACGCCCACCAGUAACCUGAGCAGCUGCAGCUUGGACCAAACGUCGACCAAGGAGGAUGCCAGGUCCCUGUGCUCAUUGGACCACAACGGCUACCACACCCCCGUGCACCGGCCAGCGGAAGUGACCCACAGUAGCGAAGGCUUCGGCCACUCCCGGCACAGUGUCGUCAAUGUCUUUGACGCAAGGGCUCAGAAGCCCCCCGGGGAGCGGCCAACCUACCCGGACAAAUCCCUGUCCCGAAGCAUCUCCCUCAAGAAGGCCAAGAAGCCCCCGCUGCCCCCCUCGCGGACCGACUCCCUCCGCAGGGUCCCCAAGAAGGGCCCUCAACCCAACGGGCAGGUGCUGAACGAGAGCCUGAUCGCCUCCCUGCAGCACUCGCUGCAGCUGAGCCUGCAGUGCAAUGACGCCAGCUCGCCCUCGCACAGCCCCUGCAGCGACCUGGAUGAGCCCUGGGGGCCCCGCUCGCGCAGCCAGAGCACGGUCAGCGCCAGCAGCAGCAUGACCUCCGCCACCACCCCCAACAUGUACGCCCCUUGCGCGGCCACGCCCUCGCAGAGCGACACAAGCAGCCUCAGGUCCGAGUACACGGACCCCUGGGGCUACUACAUCGACUACACCAGCGUGCAUGAGGACCCCGGGACCCCCGGAGGGGCAGGGCCCUCCAGCGGGGGCGCCGGCCCGGCCCGCCAUGCCCCGGAGGGGGCCAGGACCACCACCACGGCCCCCGAACCCGGCCCUGCAGUCAAACCAAAGAUCGCCUCCCCGGAGAAGGCCCACCGAGUCACGUCACCCUCCAGUGGAUACUCCAGCCAGUCCAACACCCCCACGGCCCUCACCCCCGUGGCCGUGUUCUUGAAGUCAGCAUCCCCAGCAAACGGGAAGGGGAAGGCCAAGCCUAAGGUGCCAGAGAGGAAGUCCUCCCUGAUCUCCAUGUCCAUGUCCUCGUCGUCCACCUCCCUGUCCUCCAAUACUUCCACGGAGGGGAGUGGGACUGUGAAGAAGCUGGAUUCCUCUGCGCCCCCUCCGGCUCCUCCUCCUCUCCCGGCCCCCCACUCUGCUGACAGGUCGCCUUUGCUGCCCCCGCCUCCCCCUUCAGAUUCCUCAGGGGGCUCGCCUUUGCCUCUCUCACCCGUCUUCCCCCCUCCACCCCCAGAAGUCCUGGUUCCAUUCAGCCCCCCAGCUGAGGUUUGCUUUCCUCCUCCCCCCACGUCGCUUAGCCCCCUCCUUCCCCAUCCACCGGCCUCCUUGCCAUCUCCCCCCUCUUUCCUGCCUUCCCCAGGCCCACCCCCUGCCCCACCUCUAGACCCUAAGCUCAUGAAGGACACCAGGCCUUGUAGACAACCCAGCCAGCCAGACUCGCCCUGGGAUGCCCGCAAGCAGGCUUCCAACAAGGAGGAGAGCGCCCGCCCACCCAUGCCCCUCAUAACCACCGAGGCAUUACAGAUGGUGCAGUUGAGGCCCGUGAGAAAGAGCUCCGGAACCGAGGGGGCCCCGUGGGCCGAAGGACACUCUCAGGAGAAACCAGCCCCAGUGGUUCCACAGCAUCCUUUAAAGCCAUCUGCCUUUCUGAAAUCCCGAAAUAGCAUCAAUGAAAUGGGGAGUAAAAGCCAGAAUGCCUCCACGCCUCCAGCUCCUGCCAAGAACGCCAGCCAGGGUCACCAUGACAGUGCAGCCGAGCGUGGCGGCCUCCAGAGCCACAGAGAUGGGGCGCAGGCGGCCCGGGGCCCCGGAGCCUGGUCCCCGGCUGAGCCGCAGAGUGCGAAGGCGCAGCCCGCACCCUCGGAACCGCACGGCUCCUCGCCCAGCAGGAAGCCGCCUCCUAUUUCCAAGAAGCCCAAACUGUUCCUCGUGGUGCCACCUCCUCAGAGAGAUUUCCCGGCGGAGCGCACGGAGAACGUGAGCGAAGCCCUCGGAGGCGCGCCCAGCCCCGGCGGGGGAGAGGCGGACGCCGCACACGGCAAGGAGGCACCAGAGAGGGCGGCAGCUGGGCCCCACGCUGAUGAGCCAGACGGCUGCAGCUCCGUCCUGGAGGGAGGACCCGCAGCAGAUGCAUCCCCGGGCCGAGUGGAAGCCGAUGCCCCCAUGGUCCAGCCCGAUGCCUCGCCAACCCCUAAGCAGGAAGAUCUGGGCACCUGGGACGAAGGCAGCAGCACAGACAGCAGCGCUGAGGGCGUGGGCAAUGGGGAGCGACGCCCGUCCCAGGAGGAGGCACGAGCUGGGGUGCUGGAGAGCGAUGGGGCAGGACCUUCCUCUAAGGCCUGGGACUUCCUCAAGGAAGAAGGAGGUGAUGGGUUGAUGGCCCCUAGCAGACCCCGGACCACCGAAGACCUCUUUGCAGCGAUUCACAGGUCCAAAAGGAAAGUCCUUGGCCGCAAAGAUUCAGACGACGACCACUCCCGAAACCAUUCUCCCUCCCCCCCGGUGACCCCCACAGGGGCUGCCCCGACCCUGACGUCCCCGAAGCAGGUGGGGUCUAUUCAGAGGAGCGUCCGCAAGAGCAGCACCAGCAGUGACAACUUCAAGGCCCUGCUGCUCAAAAAGGGGAGCCGCUCGGACACGAGCGCCCGCAUGUCAGCGGCCGAGAUGCUCAAGAACACGGACCCUCGGUUCCAGAGGUCAAGGUCGGAGGCCGCCCCAGACGCCCCCGAGAGCCCGUCGAGCUGCUCCCCGAGCAAGAACCGAAGGGCGCAGGAGGAAUGGGCCAAGAACGAGGGCCUGAUGCCGCGGAGCCUGUCCUUCUCGGGGCCGCGCUACGGCCGCAGCCGCACACCGCCCUCUGCCGCCAGCAGCAGGUACAGCAUGCGCAACCGCAUCCAGAGCAGCCCGAUGACCGUCAUCUCCGAGGGCGAGGGGGAGGCCCCGGAGCCCGUGGACAGCAGAGCUCGCCGGGGCUUGGGGGCCGCCAGGGGAGGCUCGCUGGACGGAGUGGCCAGGAGCGACACGGACCUGGACAGCCUGCUCCGGGCCGAGGAGGCUCUCCUCGAACCCGCAUGCUCAGAAGACAGGGAUCCCUUGGGACAGUGUGGAGCCCCUCCGCGGGAAGAGAGUUAA
Molecule: messenger RNA, 4776 nt
Organism: Elephantulus edwardii (Cape elephant shrew)
Lineage: Eukaryota; Metazoa; Chordata; Mammalia; Macroscelidea; Macroscelididae
Gene: NHSL1
Product: NHS-like 1
Exons: 8
Coding region: 1-4776 (1591 amino acids)
Biological process (GO): cell differentiation
Source: RefSeq, a predicted model, not a curated record